Saccoglossus kowalevskii is the source of this 654-nucleotide messenger RNA. RefSeq lists its product as uncharacterized. The record is from RefSeq and is a predicted model, not a curated record. Lineage: Eukaryota; Metazoa; Hemichordata; Enteropneusta; Harrimaniidae.
CAAGGGAACAACAGUCGACAAGUUACCACCAUGAUGCGGACAAUAAGCUUAGUUUUAUUGCUGUGUGUGGGUCAUGCACUGUCUGCUAGUAUUGAGAAUACCCGUAGCAGACGAGAGGGUGGCACGAACAUGGUGUGCCAAUCGUGUGGAGGGGGACAAGACGACUGCAGCCAAACAAUAACAUGCGAUAAACCAACUGAUCAAUGCUUUGUGAAGUUUGUAAAACAACCCGGAAACGGCGAAAUCAAAGUCAUCAAGGGAUGCAAAGGAGCAUGGGGAUGUACUAAUAAUGCGGACAUCAUUGCAAGCCUUAACGAUGAUAACUGUCACCUAGAUAUGAGCAGAAAUAUCGUAGUGAACGACAAAUGUAUUCUGUGUAUGGGUGAAGGCGUCUCGAACAGUGACGCUAAUUUGCCCAAUUACGAAGUAGAUUGUGAGACAGAUGGUUCCGGUGAUGAUGAACCAGAGAUACCAACACCACCAGUCAACUUGUGUUUUGAAACACUUUAAAGAUACGAGUAACCAGUUAUCUACAGAUUUCAACUUUAGCAGCUUGGUUGGGGAUAUAGUUUAAAAGAACUGCCACGGAAUUCGUUUCAUUUAAUGAUAUAGAAUAGUUGCUGUACAUUUUCAUGAAUAAAUUAAUAAAAUCAC